GGGAACAAAUCGGCGUGCGAAUGAGGAAGCCACGUUGACAGCAAAAUACAGUGGCUGCUGAAUAAUAGUCACAAAGGUGGAAACUGGUCGGAUUAUCACUCCACAGGUAAGCGACUGAAGUCGUGCGUUGUCUGAACGUUUUGUUUUUACGUGACUUACACAAUUAAUGUUGCAUUUUUAAAUUGCAUUGCAUAUUGUGUAACAGCUGUCACUGUUGGCAUUGCGAGUUGUUUUCUACAAAACAGCUACUUGUUUUGCUCUAAUCGCAGCACACCACUAGAAGAAUAUCUUUUUUUUUUUUUUUUUUUUUUUUAAUCAAAAUGAGCGUCGGGUUCAUUGGAGCGGGGCAACUGGCAUAUGCCCUGGCGAGAGGGUUUACAGCUGCAGGUGUAAUAGCAACUCAUAAGAUCACAGCCAGUUCCCCAGACACUGGACUGCCUACUGUGACCGGGCUAAGGAAACUGGGUGUGAAUUUCACCACUAGCAACAAGGAGACAGUGAAGAACAGCGAUGUCUUGUUCCUGGCUGUCAAACCUCACAUCAUCCCCUUCGUUCUGGAUGAGAUCGGGCCUGACAUCGAGAACCGGCACCUGGUAGUGUCCUGUGCUGCAGGAGUCACAAUUCACUCCAUUGAGAAGAAGCUGUCUCUGUGCCACCUGGCCCCGAAGGUGAUGCGCUGCAUGACGAACACGCCAGUGGUAGUGCGGGAGGGAGCCACGGUGUACGCCACGGGCACCCACGCCAAGGUGGAGGACAGCAUGCUCCUGGAGCAGCUGAUGGCCAGCGUGGGGUUCUGCGUUGAGGUGGAGGAGGACCUGAUCGAUGCUGUGACCGGGCUGAGCGGCAGCGGGCCUGCCUACGCAUUCACAGCCCUGGAUGCGCUGGCGGACGGUGGGGUGAAGAUGGGGCUGCCGAGGAGGCUGGCGCUCAGACUGGGAGCUCAGGCCCUACUGGGAGCUGCUAAAAUGGUGUUGGACUCGGAGCAGCACCCCGGCCAGUUGAAGGACAACGUGUGCUCCCCAGGGGGCGCCACCAUCCAUGCACUGCACGUCAUGGAGAGCGGAGGCUUCCGCAGUCUUCUCAUCAACGCAGUGGAGGCAUCGUGCAUCAGGACCAGGGAGCUGCAGUGCCUGGCGGACCAGGAGAAGACUUCCACAGCCGCUAUCAAGAAGACAACUCUGGACAGGGUCCUCCAGGAAUCUACCUCGAUCGGAGUGAAGGGGAGAACCAGCCUGCUCAAUAACAGCAAGGGGACCAAAAACAAGAACUAACUAUCCAGCAAACGCUUGCCACACAGCAGAGCUGCACGUCCCCCCUGGAUGAAGGGUAUGAUGUGAGGCACUUGGUUUGCAGUACCCGGUGGGAUAAGGUAUAUUCUGAAAGCCAGUGUUAUUUCUUUGCACAGAUUUGUGACUCCAGUUAGUCACCAGUAGUUUGAGGUUUUGAGACUUUGAGCUCUAGUGUACAGGGCAGUUGAAUAUCUGACAUGCAGUUUUUUUUUUAAUUUAGUCGUUGCCAAUUAUUUUUUUAUUAUUUUCUCCCAAUUUAGAAUGUCCACUUAUUUUUUAGGCUCAGCUCACCGCUACCACCCCUGCGCUGACUCGGGAGGGCGAAGACGAACACACGCUGUCCUCCGAAGCGUGUGCCGUCAGCCGACCGCUUUUUUUCACACUGCGGACUCACCAUGCAGCCACCCAAGAGCUACAGCGUCGGAGGACAACGCAGCUCUCGGGCAGCUUACAGGCAAGCCCGCAGGCGCCCGGCCAGACUACAGGGGUCGCUAGUGCGCGGUGAGCCGAGGACCCUCUGGCCGACCUAACCCUCCCUCCCCCCGGGCGACGCUCGGCCAAUUGAGCGCCGCCCCCUGGGAGCUCCCGUUCUCAGUCCGCAAAGGAAUAGCCUGGACUCGAACUCGCGACGUCCAGACUAUAGGGCACAUCCUGCACUCUACACGAGUGCUUUUACUGGAUGCGCCACUCGGGAGCCCCGACAUGCAGUUUUAAAAUGAAAUGCGGUUUCUGCUAGGGGUAAUCAAAGCGUAUUGGCUCGGCUUCUGUUAGUCUCAACAUUUCCAGUUUACAGAAUUUUAGUCACUUAUUUGAUGUUUCUUUCUGUGCAGCUCAUUUGCAUAAAUUAACAAAAAAUAACCACAAAAUCCUCUGCAAAUAUGCCCAGAUGACGCUUUGUAAAUUUGGGAAGUAUCGAGCAGAUUGGGUUAAUAGAUUCUAUCCAGGGUUCUAAAAUUGAAGCUAAAAACAAUAUCAUUUUUGUAAGAAAUGUUUACAGUAUAUUUAUAUUAUAGUGCCUUGCUAAUACAGCAUCAAAUCCAUUCUCUCCACUGCUUGCAACCUGCACCCUAAAUACUGUGAAAUCUAUAGAACUACACUCUGUACAUGUGCUGUACUGUUUUAAUAGGUUUUUUUUUAGUUUGUAGUCCUCUUUUCUUCUUUGCAUUUGAAUUUUCUGUAAACACUGGCAUAUCCAGAAUCACUGAAUGAGUGUUUUUAAACUGUUGCAUUGAAUGCUGUAACUGAUUGUCAAAACCACAAGAAAAAUGUUUUUAUCGACAACGUUUUAAAGACCAUGGAUGUUGUUGUUUUUUUUUUUUUUUUUUAUAUAACCCACAUCAUCUUAGAUGAGAAAUUGUUACAGGGGCUGCCUUUCUUACAAGUAAAUAAAAGUAAGAGCUGUC
Messenger RNA from Acipenser ruthenus (sterlet), 2692 nucleotides. RefSeq names its product pyrroline-5-carboxylate reductase 1, mitochondrial. Gene Ontology annotation, biological process: L-proline biosynthetic process. The coding region runs from base 321 to 1271 and encodes 316 amino acids. Lineage: Eukaryota; Metazoa; Chordata; Actinopteri; Acipenseriformes; Acipenseridae. The record is from RefSeq and is a predicted model, not a curated record. Gene Ontology annotation, molecular function: pyrroline-5-carboxylate reductase activity. The transcript has 8 exons.